Molecule: messenger RNA, 1282 nt
Organism: Mugil cephalus (flathead mullet)
Lineage: Eukaryota; Metazoa; Chordata; Actinopteri; Mugiliformes; Mugilidae
Gene: bud23
Product: BUD23 rRNA methyltransferase and ribosome maturation factor
Exons: 12
Coding region: 117-965 (282 amino acids)
Biological process (GO): rRNA (guanine-N7)-methylation
Cellular component (GO): nucleolus
Molecular function (GO): rRNA (guanine) methyltransferase activity
Source: RefSeq, a predicted model, not a curated record
GCUUGUGGAUGAUGUCACUAUAUUUCACGUGUGGGUCGCCUCCUUCCACAACAUUUAGCUUGUUUGUCAACUGAAAUUACAUCUAUUUUUGAUACAGAAACACAAGCAGCGGGACCAUGGCCUCCAGCUGUCGACGUCCUGAGCACACAGCUCCUCCAGAUGUGUUCUACAAUGAAGCGGAGGCAAAGAAAUACUCUCAGAACUCUCGGAUGAUUGAGAUCCAGACUCAGAUGUCAGAAAGAGCUGUAGAGCUCUUAAGCCUUCCGGAGGGACAGCCCUGCUUCCUGCUAGAUGUCGGGUGUGGCUCUGGUCUCAGUGGAGACUACCUGUCAGAGGAGGGACACUACUGGGUUGGAGUCGACAUCAGCAACGCAAUGCUGGAUGUUGCACUGGACAGGGAAGUGGAAGGAGACCUGUUACUGGGGGACAUGGGCCAGGGGAUGCCUUUCCGACCCGGCACCUUUGACGGUUGCAUCAGCAUCUCUGCCCUGCAGUGGCUCUGUAACGCAGACAAAAGGUCGCACAGUCCACCAAAGAGACUCUAUACCUUCUUCAGUACUUUGUACUCCUCUCUGUCAAGAGGCGCUCGUGCAGUUUUUCAGCUUUAUCCAGAAAAUUCAGAACAGCUUGAGUUGAUCACAACACAGGCCAUGAAGGCAGGUUUCAGUGGAGGCAUGGUGGUGGAUUACCCCAACAGCAGCAAAGCAAAAAAGUUCUUCUUGUGUCUGUUUGCUGGAGUAACAGGAGUCCUUCCCAAAGGAUUGGGAUCAGAAACGUCAGACAGAGCUGUUCCAAACCAGGUUCAGUAUUCGGGACAAAGAUGCCGUUUCAAGAACAUGAAGGGGAAAUCAGUGAAGAAGGGGCGAGAUUGGAUCUUAGAGAAGAAGGAGAGGAGAAGGAGACAGGGACGGGAGGUUCGAGCCGACACAAAAUACACCGGACGUCACAGAAGACCUCAUUUCUAGCUCUGACUCAUGCAGCUGUGGCUUCAUUAGCUCUCGUCUGUGCUGCCAGACACAAAGUGGUGGCCUCUAGAGCUGAUUGGACCCGGUUAAUUUUUCAACUCUUUAAUCCAAGUGGAUGAGAUGCCAUGGUGAAAUCUCGUUUUUAUAUUUGGUCCAGCGUUUGUUCCUGGCAAAUUGUGACGAGAUUGGACUCUACGUGUUCAAUUCUUAAACUGGAAGAACAUGAACAAAUGUGUGCGUAGCAGGCAGGUGGAAAAAAAAACAGUGAGGAUGAAGCACAAACAGUGUCAUUAAAACAAAUCUUAUGAAUAACUUGA